Erythranthe guttata (spotted monkey flower) is the source of this 1702-nucleotide messenger RNA. Lineage: Eukaryota; Viridiplantae; Streptophyta; Magnoliopsida; Lamiales; Phrymaceae. The record is from RefSeq and is a predicted model, not a curated record.
UGUCAGCUCAAACAAUUGGAGUUUGAUCUCGAGCUCUUGUCGAGCUGGCUCAAUGAGUUUAAUCAAAUGAACCAUAUGAAUCAAAUGGGUCGGGCUCCGUUUAAUCCGGGCCCUAGGCACUGGGCACCGCCGCCGUGGCCGCCGUUGCCACCUCCACAUUCCUCCUUCUGGACUGGAUCAAAUGUUAGCAGCCACCUCAAAGAACUUCACGAUACUAUAAACCUCGCUAAAGCAAUGCAAAAAGAACAAAAGAUGUUAACUCGGAUGAAAGAAAGCGAAAGAACUACCGAAGGCCACAUUGGGGAUGCCGACAUAUCAAUUGAUAGGUUCUCUAAGUUUAUGAAGGAAAAUAAAAUCAAACUCGACUUUCAAGAAUCUCUAUCGCUGAAUGCUGCAAAUGCCGUAAUGUCGAAACUAAGAUAUCAGCUGGAGCUGUACAGGGUUGUCACGGAUGAGAAUAGCCCGUGGGAGGAAAAAUCUGCUGUAAAAAGGUUAGCUGAUAAAAUGGAAAAGUAUAAACGAAAUAAGCUUUGGCGAAGAAGGAAGAGAAGGCGAAUAGCUCAGAAUUUAGCAAAGGAGCGCGAGCAAUUUGAUCGAUUGGAUAAAGAAGCUGAUGAGUGGAGGGCUCGGGAGGUGGCCAAAGAUGCUGCACAACGCAAGGUAGAAAAGAUGAAGGAAAUAGCCAAGGUUAAGGCAAAAGAAGAAAAGAAACGGCUGGAAUCCGAGCUCGAGCUGGUUUUAAUCGUCGAAAAGCUGCAGGAAUUGCGCUCGUUCAGAAUAGAGAAAUUGAAAAAACAAGGUCAUUUCUUUCCAGAAGAGGAUGACAAGUUUCUCGAACAAGUUAGAGCUGCAGUUGAAGAAGAGGAACGUCAAUCAAUGGCUGCAGCUGAUACAGAUGCCGCUAAAGAUGCUAUUGCUAAUGCUGAGGAAUCGAGAAAACACGUCAAUAGCCAUGCACCAGACUCAGAAGAACUGGGCUUGAGUAAUUUCCAACACAUUAAAAAUCAAGACCAGAAAAACGAGACUGCAAAUGAAAAAGAUUCGAAAUUGGUUGCCACUAAAGAAUCAAGAAAAAUCGACACAACUGGCAGUGCUUACGAUUCUGUCUGUAAUUUGCCCAUGGAAUUUUACCAUUAUUAUCACGGCAGUAAUACUGAUAUGGGCACACUCAUUGAGGUACGAAGAACGUGGGACGCAUAUCUAAGACCCAGAGGAAGCCGUAUACCAGGGCACUGGGUGCAACCGCCACCCCCUACAGAUGAAAUAUGGGCAUCCUAUUUGGUGAAACCUAAAUGAGUUGCAUUGCACUACUCACAAGUGCAGACAAUGGACUUCUUUUUCUUGGUUUCGGUUAAUUUCGCCAGAAGAAAUGACGUGGAGUGGAGAAAACGGAAAACGGCAAGAUUUGCUGAAAUAGAAAAAACCCUGCAAAUAUCAGAAGUAGAAUUUUCACGCCAAAACGGGAUACGAAAUGGCAUUAAAUCUGCAAAGAGAAUGAUGUAAUAUUUGAUCAUUUUUGCCUACGUAUAUUUGUUCUUGUAUAUAAGUUGUUUUUCGUAUCACUAGACUUGCUGUAUAAACUUAUAAGAAACUCUCCAAUAUGUCUUCUUGAUUGUGAAUAUAGAAUAAGGUUAAGUUCAGAGUGAAAUUUUGUGUCGAAUUUUAAGGGAAAGCGGAUGAAUUUUAGGGGUGUACUUAAUUC